GGAGAAGAGUGGGCCGGGCGCCUGGGGCUGCCAGGCGGGGGGCUUCAGGCAGCGUUAGCUGGAGGGACCCUAGAGCGGACGGUGGCUGCUGCUGCUGCCUGAGGGACCCCGGGGAGAGGGACAGGGCCCCCCGCUCCUCACCCCCGUCACCUUCUCCUCCUCCUUCUCCUCUUCCCCCUUCCCACCCUACCCCCACCUCCCCUUCCUCACUCCCCCCCCCACCCCGGCUUCCCACCACCACGGCCGCUCUCGGCGAGGAAACUCUGGCCUCCGCUUCCUCCUCCUCCGACUCGGACACCGGCGGAGCCUCCCCGCCACCGCGGAAGAAAGCGCGGGCCUCCCCGGCGGCGGCGGCGGCGGAGGGAGCAGGAGAGCCCGGGGUUUCCGCGGGCAGAGCAGGCCUCACCUCGUCCCCGUCCCCCUCGCUCUCCGCCGGGCUCGCCCCCCCUGCUGCCAACCCCCUCAGAGCCAGCGGCAGCACCACCAGCAGCAGCGCCGCCAUGCAGGCCAACGGGGCAGGAGGGGGGCAGCAGCAGCAGCAACAGCCGCCGCCGCCGUCGCAGGGUCCGGAGCUGGGCUGCCUCAGCGCCCAAAACGGCGAGGCCUCUUCGGGCUCGACCGCCGGGGAGCAGCUGGCUCACGCCAACGGGUUGCUGCCCUCGGCCAAUAGCGGCGGCGGCGGCGGGGCGAGUGUCAACAACGGGGUCCCGGCCCCCGGCGGGUCCGCCGCCGAGCUGGGGGGAGGCAGCAGCGUCGGGGUCGGCGGCAGCACCCUGAAGAAGAAGAAGCGGCUCUCGCAGUCUGAUGAGGACGUGAUCCGGCUCAUCGGGCAGCACCUCCACGGGCUGGGCCUGAACCAGACUGUUGAUCUUCUCAUGCAAGAGUCAGGAUGUCGCUUGGAACAUCCUUCUGCUACCAAGUUCCGCAAUCAUGUCAUGGAAGGAGAAUGGGAUAAGGCUGAGAACGAUCUGAAUGAACUUAAGCCUUUAGUGCACUCUCCUCAUGCAAUUGUGAGGAUGAAGUUUUUGCUGCUGCAGCAAAAGUAUCUGGAAUAUCUGGAGGAUGGUAAAGUCCUGGAGGCUCUUCAAGUUCUACGCUGUGAGUUGACACCACUGAAAUACAACACAGAGCGCAUUCACAUCCUCAGUGGAUAUCUGAUGUGUAGUCAUGCAGAAGAUCUGCGUGCAAAAGCAGAGUGGGAAGGGAAAGGAACAACUUCCAGAUCUAAACUUUUGGACAAACUCCAGACUUACCUACCACCAUCAGUAAUGCUCCCUCCGAGGCGUCUACAGAAUCUACUGCGUCAAGCUGUGGAGCUACAACGGGACCGGUGCCUCUAUCACAAUACCAAACUAGAUAAUAAUCUAGAUUCUGUAUCGCUGCUCAUAGACCAUGUUUGCAGUAGGAAACAGUUUCCAUGUUACACACAACAGAUACUUACAGAGCACUGUAACGAAGUGUGGUUCUGUAAAUUCUCCAAUGACGGCACUAAACUAGCAACAGGAUCAAAGGAUACAACUGUUAUUAUAUGGCAGGUUGAUCCAGAUACACACCAGCUAAAACUGCUCAAGACGUUGGAAGGCCAUGCAUAUGGAGUUUCCUAUAUUGCUUGGAGUCCAGAUGACAGCUACCUUGUUGCCUGUGGCCCAGAUGACUGCUCUGAGCUUUGGCUCUGGAAUGUACAAACGGGGGAACUGAGGACAAAGAUGAGCCAGUCUCAUGAAGACAGUUUAACAAGUGUGGCCUGGAAUCCAGACGGAAAACGUUUUGUGACAGGAGGGCAGCGUGGGCAGUUCUACCAGUGUGAUUUAGACGGUAAUCUCCUUGACUCCUGGGAAGGAGUGAGAGUGCAAUGUCUGUGGUGCUUGAGUGAUGGGAAGACUGUGUUGGCGUCAGAUACACACCAGCGAAUUCGGGGCUAUAACUUUGAGGACCUGACAGACAGGAACAUAGUACAAGAAGAUCAUCCAAUUAUGUCUUUUACUAUUUCAAAAAAUGGCCGGUUAGCUUUGUUAAAUGUAGCAACUCAGGGAGUUCAUUUAUGGGAUUUGCAAGACAGAGUUUUAGUGAGAAAGUACCAAGGAGUUACACAAGGGUUUUACACGAUUCACUCAUGUUUUGGAGGCCAUAAUGAAGACUUCAUCGCUAGUGGCAGUGAAGAUCACAAAGUAUAUAUUUGGCACAAACGUAGUGAGCUGCCAAUUGCGGAGCUGACGGGACACACGCGUACAGUCAACUGUGUGAGUUGGAACCCGCAGAUUCCAUCCAUGAUGGCCAGUGCCUCUGAUGAUGGCACUGUUAGAAUAUGGGGACCAGCACCUUUUGUAGACAACCAGGAUAUUGAAGAGGAAUGCAGUAGCAUGGAUAGUUGAUGGUGAAUUUGGAGCAGACGACUUCUGUUUAACUUAAAUUUAGUCGUAUUUUAAAUGGCUUGGGAUUUGGUGCAAACACAUGAUUGAUAGCUGGACAGACAUGCUCGUCAUGAAAAAAAGAACCAUUUCUGAAGCCCGACUGGGGCCAAACAUUUUACCACCUUGCUUCAUAGUAAACAGUUGAAAUGAAGCACGUCGUUAGAAUGUUGUUGGACACCAUGUUGAAGUAACCCCCCAUCGGUUGUGAAGAACUGUGCUACAUUCAGGCUAACCAUUGAACUCCGUAUAUACAUUUUUCCCUUCUGCCAUUUUGUCAGGCAGACUACUGUUCUUGUUGCUCUUCUGUGUAAUGAAGUUUAAAUGCUUGUUUGAAAGACCUUUUAUUUAACAGUUUUAGAAGGCUUGAUAGAGUGCUUUAGUCUGAAGAGUACAUGUUGGAUAGGAAAGUAUUUCCUUCUCUUGUUUCUCUGAGUCUCUCCGCCUUAUUUAGCUUGAGAUCUUUGCAGCUUGGUUCAUGGAUUCUAGCCUUGCCCGUUGCGCAGUAUAUCUAAACCCAGAUGUUAAACCAGUGAAUGACAUGAAAAAAGCACUCUCAGUAUCACACUUGACAAAAGGUUUUGUACUUUUCACAUAGCUUGUUACCCUGUAAAGGGGUUAACAGCACGAUUUUUUUUAAAGAAUAAAUUAUUUAUAGCAUUAAAGUGACUUCAUUUGUAUACAUUUUGGAAUUUAAACCAGCUUAAAAAGUGUCAUCUACAAGUUAAUGCAGUAUAACUGGUGCUCCUCUGGAGUGUUGUGUAAGACCAUUUUGGCUGGCAGGAGUUUUACACAGACUAUAUGAAGUAUUAUUUUUUAAAAAAAUUGUUUACCACUGAGAAAACAAUUUGAGAGAUUUCAGAAUCACCAAUUAAACAAUUACAAUGUAAUUUCUGAAGUUAAUAAAUGAAAAUUCCAAAUUGGCCUUAACUUGUGCAAUGAUUCUUAUUUAAAGCAUAAUAAAGAUCUAAAAUGAGGGUAGUAUUUGUAGCAUUAUCUUAAAAAAAAAUAGUGAGGUGAUGGUCUUCUAUGAAUUAAAUAUAUACAGUGUACAAGCUUUCCAUAUCACUCUCUUUUGAGGACCUUUUUCUGAGGUGGUCUCAGUCACCUGGCAUUAGGAAUGGUCCUUAAUGUUCUGCGUGCAAGGGACAAUUAGUAAAGAAAAUUAGCCCAGUGUCUGCCCUAUUCAGCUAUUUCAGAAUAGGGUUAAUUCCCCCCUCCUAGUAAAAUGGCACUCAGGGCCUCUCUUGAGUCUGAAAAGAACAGUUUAAACACAUCCUUGUGGAACCGAAGAUGGAAAGACCCAGGAUUGGAAGGAAACUUGUCUUGUGUGUGGUGGGUUUUUUUGUGUGUGUUUUUAAUGCACAGUUUCUCUGAUGAGAAAUUAGAGUUAUGGCCACUGCACUUGUUUAUAUCCCUUAACCCAAACACGCUACAAUAUUCCUUCAGAGCCUUUUGAUUUGAUCAGACUCCUGAUUGAAUGUCCUUAAAUACCUCCAAACCAAACAAAUGAUAUUACAAUUACUUAAUGACAUAAUUCAGUUGUUCAGCUCAAAGUCUCUCUUUGAAUAAACACAGAACUCUAUUUUAAUAAUACAAAUCCUAAAUGUAUAUGUGCAGAUCAGGUUUACAGAGAAAUGUUUAAACAGCAGAAUGCCUUCCUCUUGUGUCCUAGAAUGGAUUUAAGAGCAGCAGAGAAAUGUACACUCACAUUCUGGCUCAUUUAAGCUGUUCUGUUUCAGCUUAUUUUAUGAGUAAUUUUGUUAUAUUAUAACUGUCCAUGUAUAACUGUUUUGACCUUAAGAUUUGUUUUUUUUUAAUUAUUGGAGGGCUUUUAUAGUCUACUUCUGAGCCAGUUUAAAACUUUAUUUUUGCAAAUACUCCCAUUCUGUAUCUUCACAGUUGUAUUUCUGACAUGGUGCUGGCUUGGUAACUCAAAGCUACCUUAGGAGAGACUGGAAAGGAAGUUGAGAGUGAAAGAUCAAGUGUGCACCAGUCAGUUUGAUUUGCACUCAUUGAUUUCUAUAGUCGAUUUAGUCUGGUGCUACCGGUAGUAGUUGAGACUUCCUGUGUAGACCCCCAUAUCGCUGAGUGAAUUUGAAGCCAGUUUCACUUUCUUUGAAAUGCAUAACACCAGAUAAAAACCAAAUUAAGAGCACCAAAAUGGAAACACUGCUGCUCAUAUUUCCCCCCUUAUUGAGGUACUUCUGGAUUUUUUGGCCACACCCUUCAGAGUACAGAACUGAAUGAGAACCAUGUGUUUUGAGAACCGUUUCUAAACUUAGUUGCAUAAUGCAGGCAAUGCAAUUUUAAGCAAUAGCUCUUCAGAUGGGGUACUUUACUUCUGCUGCAUGACACAGUCUCCCAUUAUGUGAGAUAAUGCACUGAACCAAAUGAAACACAGUCAAGACUUGUCUUGCAAUAAAGUUAACUGACUGCAGUAACACAACUAGGAUUCCUUGUGGACUGAGGAGGAGAACAGCCUAAUUUUUUUCCCCUAAUGUGUGGAGUGAAAUAAACCAAAAAUUAGACCGUUCCUGUUGCACAGGAGAAGACAAGGAAUAAGGCAUAUCUGCGACAUGCUCUAUUAUAUAUUAGAAAAACACUUAUACUCUGGAUUGUAAAGGUUGGAGCAACAGCUAACUGCUGGCCGUAUCUUAGGGAGGUUUGCAUUUUGCCUUAGGCUUUUCUACCCAACAACAGUAUGCACACUGGCUAUAAUCACGACUAUAUUAUCAGGUAAGUCAUUUUAAGGAAGGAACACAAAAGAGGAAAUGAAGUUAAUUUUUAUGCUGUCCUUAAGAUAGCUUUGUAAAUGUUUAAGUUCCCUCACUGUUCUUAUUUUUGUUUUGAAAUGCACAUAAUACAAAUUUUAAUAUGAAGUCACAGGUGGAAAACUACUCAACUUUUGCCAAUCUCAUUCUGGCUUCCAAGCAGGUAUUGUUGAAUGUAAUUAAUCUAAUAUUAGGUGUUUUAAUACCAUCUUAACUAAAAAGUAAAUCUCCCACCCCAAAGGAAAAUAAAUGGCUUUAAGUUUAAAAUGUUUUCUCUCAAGCCCAGGUCUGUGCUGGCAAUAGAUAUAUUUGGGGGAAGGGGAGUCCUUGUAUUUAAUUUUGUGUUGUUUUUUUUAGUCAACAGCAGAAGAAUGUCUAGUUCGUAAUUUCGGGGUAGGAAAAGAGAAAGAGAACCAAUUUUCAAUAAGAUUUGGUGCCCUUUGUCAGUACCCCCAAACACACAAGUUGCCUCGAUUUGAUGCAUUUCAAAUGAACUGUUAAACUGGAGUAUCAAUCCUAUAUAUGGUCAAAAUGUUUAUUACUUUGGCUUGAGUCCAUUUUCAGCUGCCAUAGAACAAACUGCUCAUUUGACAAUUAGGAGAAUUUUGGAAACACUUUGACACUUUUUGAACAGGGUGGACUUAAUUGACUUGUGCAGUGUUGUCUGCAGUAGCUGCUCUAGUUGCUGGAACACAAACUAGAAACCUAUUUCCUAUUUGCUGAUUCUUGAUUAUCUGGAUUCAGCAAAGUGUGCGUGCCUGUGUGUGUUGUAUGAGUGUGUGUGCGUGAAACACAAACAGUCAUGGAACCAACUGUUCUAGGUACAUGUCAUGUUUUACUGCAUACUUUAAGUCAUGUUGUGUGUAUGUGAAGUGUCCUCUGACUUUAAGAUUUUGGUUAAUACCAAUAUAUUUUUAUAAAUUUGAAAUUUAGUGUGCCCCAUCUUUUAAGUGUUUCAUUGUUUAGGAUAAGUGUACUAGAUUUAAUUCUUAACACUUCUCGGCACAGAUGGAAAAAGUUAUCGGCUCCUUCAAAAUGUAUGAGGAAGAAACGGAUCCUCAAAGCAUGUGUGUACUUACAAACCAAGCUGUAGAGAUCAAGAAAAGAACUUUUGUUGUUCUCAAAUUUCUAAAUUGUCAAGAUUUAUAUGGAGUUGUGGUGGAACUAGUUAACACUUAGAGCUUUUGGUAUGUAAUGACUAUUUGCUAUGGACUGAUAUUAAAUGUUUCAAAGGAUUGCGUUCUUAAACUUUCUGGAUUUUUGUUACUCUCCUCUUGGAUUAUAUUACGUAGUUUAAAAUUUCUUUACUAUUAUUACAUUAAAACAUAAGAACUUUGGGUCUCCAUAUUUAUUUUCACUUGUUUUACUAAUUAUUUACAGAACACCUUAACUUUUUAUUUUAUAAAUAUGUAGUAUAUUAAACAUAUCUUUAAAAUGUUCAAUUCAGACUACAUUAAUUCCUGAUUUUUCUUUUUAUUGGGGUUUUUAAAAAAUUACACUUUUCCAUGUUGGUGCACAGCACUUAACAAAUAUUUGUAUUCCCUUUCUUUCCAAUUCAAUAAACAGAAUGAAUAACUGGA
Messenger RNA from Hemicordylus capensis (graceful crag lizard), 6762 nucleotides. It is a transcript of the gene WDR26, whose product is annotated as WD repeat domain 26. Gene Ontology annotation, cellular component: GID complex. The transcript is spliced from 14 exons. Gene Ontology annotation, molecular function: protein binding. The coding region runs from base 501 to 2372 and encodes 623 amino acids. Gene Ontology annotation, biological process: proteasome-mediated ubiquitin-dependent protein catabolic process. The record is from RefSeq and is a predicted model, not a curated record. Lineage: Eukaryota; Metazoa; Chordata; Lepidosauria; Squamata; Cordylidae.